AUGGAGAUGCAGAGUCGCCUAUUGGACUCCACCUUGAUCCACUUUGUCAGUGAUGUCAACCUGAUGGAUUUCCAGCAGAAGCAGCAGGUGGAUGAUAGCCCAUCCAGCGACACGUCCUGGAGCCCGGAGCACACGAUGUGCACGGACGAUCAUCUGGGGAGCGGCCAGGGAGGGAGAGGAGGACGACGACCCCGCAGGUCCAAGCGGAGGAGGAUCAUCACGGUGGUACAGCGACAGGCGGCGAAUGUGCGGGAGCGGAAGCGGAUGUUUAGUCUGAACGAGGCGUUCGACGCACUCAGGAAAAAAGUGCCAACUUUCGCCUACGAGAAGAGACUCUCCCGCAUCGAGACGCUGCGGCUGGCCAUCGUCUACAUCUCCUUCAUGAAGGAUCUGUUGGAGAACACAUGA
Phyllopteryx taeniolatus (common seadragon) is the source of this 408-nucleotide messenger RNA. It is a transcript of the gene ferd3l, whose product is annotated as fer3-like protein. The coding region runs from base 1 to 408 and encodes 135 amino acids. NCBI's taxonomy places the organism in Eukaryota, Metazoa, Chordata, Actinopteri, Syngnathiformes, Syngnathidae. Gene Ontology annotation, molecular function: RNA polymerase II transcription regulatory region sequence-specific DNA binding; protein dimerization activity; DNA-binding transcription factor activity, RNA polymerase II-specific. The transcript has a single exon. The record is from RefSeq and is a predicted model, not a curated record. Gene Ontology annotation, biological process: regulation of transcription by RNA polymerase II; developmental process.